Molecule: messenger RNA, 1212 nt
Organism: Prunus dulcis (almond)
Lineage: Eukaryota; Viridiplantae; Streptophyta; Magnoliopsida; Rosales; Rosaceae
Product: bifunctional epoxide hydrolase 2-like
Exons: 5
Coding region: 84-1028 (314 amino acids)
Molecular function (GO): hydrolase activity
Source: RefSeq, a predicted model, not a curated record
AUUUGUCCUGUUUAAGUCUUCUUUUGGUUAAGACUAUCAUUAUCCUCCGAACUUGAACUGAACUGAGCUCUAUCUUGUCUGAAAUGGAGGAAAUUCAGCACAAGUACAUAACCGUACAAGGCCUAAAGCUCCACGUAGCCGACAUCGGAACAGGUUCCAACGUGGUCGUGUUCCUGCACGGCUUCCCGGAGAUUUGGUACUCGUGGCGGCACCAGAUGAUUGCUCUGGCCCACGCCGGCUUCCGGUCCAUCGCGCCCGACUACCGUGGAUACGGACUCUCCGACUCGCCUCCCCAACCCGAUAAGACCUCCUACCGUGACCUUGUCAGCGACCUCCUUGGAAUUCUUGAUUCCCUUGCUAUUCCUAAGUUUACACAGGUUUUUCUCAUCGCAAAAGAUUUUGGACCUCGGCCAGCAUAUACAUUUGCUCUUCUACACCCCGAGAGGGUCUUGGGAGUUGUGACAAUGGGAGUGCCGUACAUGCCGCCAGGCCCUCGUGCAUUCGAGAAACUCCUCCCUGAAGGUUUCUACAUUUCAAGAUGGCAGGAGCCUGGCAGGGCAGAGGCUGAUUUUGGGCGACUUGAUGCGAAAACAGUUGUCCGGAAUGUUUACAUCCUGUUCUCCAGAAGUGAAAUACCAAUAGCUGCAGAAAACCAGGAGAUCAUGGACUUGGUGGAUCCAUCUACCCCUCUUCCCCCUUGGUUCACGGAGGAAGAUCUUGCAGCAUAUGGAGCUUUGUAUGAGAAAUCGGGCUUUGAAACUGCACUGCAAGUUCCAUAUAGGGCACUUAGAGAAGACCCCGGCAUAACAGAUCCAAUUGUUAAAGCUCCGGCGCUUUUCAUAAUGGGAGGCAAGGAUUAUGUGAACAAGUUUCCCGGGAUGGAGGAUUAUAUAAACAGUGGAAAGGUGAAACAAUUCGUCCCCAAGUUGGAGAUUGUAUUUCUGCCUGAAGGAACGCAUUUCGUGCAAGAACAAUCACCAGAAGAGGUUAAUCAGCUGAUCAUCACCUUCCUUGGAAAGCACAUUUGAUUGGCAAAGAAGAAGUAUUAUCCAUGGCUUUAAAGAGGUCUAUGUGAAACCUUGGGAAAAUGAUGCAAUUGGGUGUAGAAUCUUAUACAUAAAAUAAACUUUGGAAUUUGUUGUGGCAUGUAACGUUUGAAUGUUUGUCAAAUACUUACAAUAAUGCAAAUGCCAUGAUACUCAUUGUUCCAGU